AUGGCUACUAUUACGAAAACAUACCGGGGCACAUGGUCAUUUUUAUCAUAUAUUAGGCGAAAUGAAAAGAGAAAUGCAGUUCUAACACGUGCACGGAACACUGAACCUUCUCAACAGUUAAGAUUUUGCAGUUCAAGGGGAACAAUUAACACCAGUAAUCGGCAGUAUUGCCUUGAUUUGAUACAAAAGUUUGACCAUGAAAACUUUCUAUGCACUCUUCUUUACUCAAAAUCUGCACGAGAAGCUGCUAUUGCCAUCAGAGCCUUCAAUGUAGAGAUUGCACAGGUUCAGGAUGUUGUCUCAGACAAACAGCGGGGAGCUAUGCGAAUGGUGUUUUGGAGGGAUACCAUCGAAAAGAUAUACCAGGGCUCCCCUCCCCAACAACCUAUAGCACUGCAGCUAGCCAAGGUCAUAUCUGAGAACAAGCUGACAAAAAAGUGGUUCAUGAGGUGUAUAGAUGCCAGGGCGGACUGUCUGGAGAAUGAUUCCUUCAGAUCUAUAAAUGACCUUGAGGAUUAUUGUGAAAACUCAGUGUCAUCAGUCAUGUACCUGAUCCUAGAAAGUUUGGGUAUAAAGGAUCUCCAUGCUGACCAUGCUGCCAGCCACAUAGGACGUGCCCAUGGCUUAGUGACCUUCCUCAGAGCUAUUCCAUUUAACACCAGUCGAGGCCGAAUCAAUCUACCAACAGAGUUACUCAUAAAGUACAAUGUGUCACAAGAAGAUGUAUAUCGAGGGAAGAAGCCUGACCUUGUCAAUGACAUUGUGUAUGAUAUUGCAAGUGUGGCUAAUCAACAUCUCCGUACUGCUCGGUCGCUGAAGAAAGAUGUGCCCAAGUCUGCUGUACCUACAUUUCUGAACACUGUGAUAUGUGAAAAGUACCUGACAAAUAUUCAACAAGCUGGAUUUAAUGUGUUUGACACUAAAUUACAGAGGAGAAAUGGACUUCUUCCAUUACAACUACUUAUGCAGAGUAUGAAAAAAACAUACUAAUGCGAGAAAAAGUGUGGUAGCUGUCACUUCUGAUAAAAAAUAAUUUUUGUUUAUGUAAAAUGAAAGAAUAAAUUCUCGUUGUGGCA
Molecule: messenger RNA, 1076 nt
Organism: Ylistrum balloti
Lineage: Eukaryota; Metazoa; Mollusca; Bivalvia; Pectinida; Pectinidae
Product: NADH dehydrogenase (ubiquinone) complex I, assembly factor 6-like
Exons: 10
Coding region: 1-990 (329 amino acids)
Biological process (GO): biosynthetic process; mitochondrial respiratory chain complex I assembly
Cellular component (GO): mitochondrion
Source: RefSeq, a predicted model, not a curated record